CACAGUCGGGCACAUUAAUUUAUCGAGAUACAUAUACCUACUUCGGGGUUUUUUUCGAGCGGCGUCCGGCGCCCCGACGUAGUAGAGUAAGCCUUUCUGGCGUAUUCAGUCGAUUGUUUGCGCUCAGCACAAUCGGUUCGUUCGGCUUCUGUGGUCCAGCAGGAGCAAUUUAGCUGCCCUUCCGAUUCCGAUCUAGCCCUUCAGUUAGGUACACCGUCCGCGAGUUGGAGCGUGGGUGGGCUUUUCUCCUAUCAGUCUGUAGAAAGUGCGGUUACCGCGGAUCGGUCGAAACGAAAUUACGUGCACGUGCUGAUCGCUAUUGUUAAAGUGUCGACAUUUUCGCAACGCUUCAACGACCUCCACACGGUGACGUCGAGUUGACGUCAGGAGCUGCUGCAGCACCGGAGAGCGGACCAGUUGACCGUGGGUUACUUUGGGGUCUCUGAAAUUGCUACCGUCGUCGUUUCGAAACGUGUUUCUGCCCAUUCAGUGGUCGUUUGGGAUAUUAUUGAGCCGGGUGGGCUGCAGUCGCAAACGGCAAUUCGAUACAUUCGCGCGCGUUCAAUGGUCUGAUGCUGAGCGGGAAAAAGUGCUACAAUCAAAUUUUUGAAGUUGGUCCAGCUGUUUCACUACUGAAAAGCAACAAUACAGUUAAGAGAAUACGCAUACCCUAAUUGGAGCAUCGCCACAGGAAGUGCCAUAACUCUAAACAGGUGCAAUAUCACAAAACAUUAGUGCGCGUGCGAAAUCCCCGAAGUCGAACAAUGUAACAGAAGCCAAAUUCCCGAGCAACAAUUGUGUCAACACACCAGAGACCAGUAGUGCCGCGUGGCGGGUGGUAAAUAGAUACCCACGGCGAGGAAGGGGCACCGACCGACCGCAGACCAACCAACCAACAACAACAGAGAUCAAAAACUUGUUUUGGAAAGUUGUCUGUUUUUGUUUUGCCUGCAAAAACCAGCUGUUUGCUGUUGUGAUACCACCACUUGAAGUGCUGCUGUUACUGCUGUUGCGGCUGCUGCCGGGCAAUAAAACAAUAUGGACGUUACGGAGAGCAGCAAACUGAGUGAUGGAAUCUCGGCCCCACUGUGGAUGUUCUGGAAGCGGCGGAGAUACAUUGUGGUGUUUAUGGCCUUUUUCGGGUUCUUCAACGUGUACGCCCUGCGGGUGAAUCUCAGUGUGGCCAUCGUGGCGAUGACCGAGGAGCGGGAGGUGGUCCUCGCCAAUGGGACCACUGUGGUGGAGCAAUACUUUGACUGGACAACGCAGAUGCAAGGCUUCGUACUGAGCUCGUUCUUCUACGGCUACAUUUUGACGCCUUUCCUCGGAGGGUUCAUUUCCAACAAACUCGGUGGCAAUUAUGUUUUCGGCGUCGGUAUUGGCACAACCGCCAUCCUGACGCUGCUCACCCCGCUAGCUGCCAAAGCCGGUCUGGGUUGGUUGAUUGGGGUGCGAGUCAUCGAGGGCAUCUUCGAGGGUGUCACGUUCCCGUGUAUCCACGCUGUAUGGUCCAAGUGGGCUCCACCCUCGGAACGGUCCCGCAUGGCAUCGAUUGCCUUUGCUGGGAACUAUGCCGGAACGGUGGUGGCGAUGCCCCUGAGUGGAAUCUUUGCCAACGCCUACGGAUGGGAGAGUGUGUUCUACAUCUUCGGAGUCAUCGGGUGCGUGUGGUUCGUGCUGUGGACGUUUAUGAUUAAGACAUCGCCCGAGGUGGAUCGGGGCAUCAGCGAAAAGGAGAAGGAGUUUAUCUUGUCCAGCUUGGGCAGGACCGAGGGCGUUCCGGAGAAGAUUCGGCACCCGUGGAAGGCGAUGCUGACGUCGAUGGCCGUGUGGGCCCUGGUGGCAUCGCACUUCUCGGAAAAUUGGGGUUUCUACACGCUGCUGACGCAGCUGCCGACGUUCUUGAAGGAUACAAUGCACUUCGAGUUGGAGAAAACUGGAUUCAUCUCUGCCAUCCCGUAUCUAGUCAUGGGCAUCCUUCUGUUCGUUUCCGGUUACCUGGCUGAUUUGUGUCAAGUCAAAGGAUGGCUUACAACUACUCAGGUCCGACGAUUCUUCAACUGUGGCGCCUUCCUCGGUCAAACGGUGUUCAUGAUCACCGGAGCGUUCAUUCUGAAGCCGGGAGCAACCAUCACUUGUUUCACGAUCGCCGUCGGUAUGGGAGCCUUUGCGUGGUCCGGUUUUGCCGUAAACCACUUGGAUCUGUCGCCGAAGAGCGCCGGCGUGUUGAUGGGCAUUUCGAACACCUUUGCCACGAUCCCCGGCAUUGUGAGUCCCAUCCUGACGGGCUACAUCACGUCGAACAAGUCCGAUGACGAGUGGCGAGUGGUGUUCUACAUUGCCGCCGGUAUCUAUUUGAUUGGGUGUGUUAUUUAUUGGAUUUGGGCGUCCGGGGAGUUGCAGCCGUGGUCGAUCGAGGCACAGGAGAAACUGAUGAAGGAAAGGAAUGGAGAAAAGAACGGUUUUGAUGGGGGAUAUGUGAACAAGAUGAAAAUCGAAGAUGAGAAAUAAGUAGGGUGAUGAUGGGGAGGGGUUGCGAAGCGACAAGUAUUUUAUCUAUAUGUGUAUUUUAAUGAAAACAUUCGUGUUUAAAAUGAAUGUUAAAAUUUAAUGUGAUUUAAGAAAAUAAAAGUUUAAUAGUGUUAAUGUUCCGGAA
Aedes albopictus (Asian tiger mosquito) is the source of this 2656-nucleotide messenger RNA. It is a transcript of the gene MFS9, whose product is annotated as sialin. Lineage: Eukaryota; Metazoa; Arthropoda; Insecta; Diptera; Culicidae. Gene Ontology annotation, molecular function: transmembrane transporter activity. Bases 1039 to 2511 code for a protein of 490 amino acids. Gene Ontology annotation, biological process: transmembrane transport; monoatomic anion transport. The transcript is spliced from 6 exons. Gene Ontology annotation, cellular component: membrane. The record is from RefSeq and is a predicted model, not a curated record.